GCUUUCUUCCGGCUGUGUCAUUUUCGAAUGAGCCUGCGAAGUACUGCAAGUUCGUUGGUCGGCAGUUGACGUUUAAUCUUCUUAAAAGCGAAUUCGAGUGCAACGCGAAAGUGUUUUGUUCUUUGUGUCUUAUUUGAAAGGAUAUUGAAAAUACAUCAAAAUGUCUUCCCGUAAAACAGCUGGUCGCCGUGCUACCACCAAAAAACGUGCCCAACGUGCCACAUCAAAUGUUUUCGCAAUGUUCGAUCAAGCACAGAUUGCCGAAUUCAAAGAGGCUUUCAAUAUGAUUGAUCAAAAUCGCGAUGGAUUUGUUGAGAAGGAAGAUUUGCAUGAUAUGCUAGCGUCAUUGGGAAAAAAUCCAACCGAUGACUAUCUUGACGCAAUGAUGAAUGAAGCUCCAGGACCGAUUAAUUUCACCAUGUUCUUAACACUGUUUGGAGAACGCUUGCAAGGCACGGAUCCUGAGGAAGUUAUAAAGAAUGCAUUUGGAUGUUUCGAUGAGGAUAACACAGGAUUGUUAUCAGAGGAGCGACUUCGAGAGUUGCUUACAACGAUGGGUGAUCGAUUUACAGAUGAAGAUGUCGACGAAAUGUAUCGCGAGGCGCCAAUUAAAAACGGUCUCUUCGACUACAUCGAGUUCACGAGAAUCCUCAAGCACGGCGCAAAGGACAAAGACGAGCAAUAAUUUCAAUUACCGGCAGUAUUUCCUUGCAGAGCCAAAUUGUUUUACUCUUUUCACCUACUUCGAAGCCAUCCCCUAUUCGAAUUCCAUAUUCCUAUCAUGUAAUGUAUUUAGUUUUCUAUGGGGCUAAGGGUUUAUUGCAUUUAUAAAUCAAUAGUUGUUAAUUCGUUAUUCGAUUUUACUACUCAGUUUUAUUUAUUCCAAAAAAAUGUCAAAUGAAAUUUGAAUUAACUCAACAUAUUUGAUUUUGCCCGUGAUUGGUCUAGCGAGAUAUACGAUAUGUUUAUCGGUAAAUUAGAAUGAAAGAUAAAGUUUAUAUGUUCCAUGUACCAUAAGCUUAAAAAUUUAUUAACUAAUAAAAUUUUUUAUACAGACAA
Hermetia illucens (black soldier fly) is the source of this 1059-nucleotide messenger RNA. RefSeq names its product myosin regulatory light chain sqh (gene sqh). Bases 161 to 685 code for a protein of 174 amino acids. Gene Ontology annotation, molecular function: calcium ion binding; myosin heavy chain binding. The transcript is spliced from 3 exons. Gene Ontology annotation, cellular component: cytoplasm; myosin II complex. Lineage: Eukaryota; Metazoa; Arthropoda; Insecta; Diptera; Stratiomyidae. The record is from RefSeq and is a predicted model, not a curated record. Gene Ontology annotation, biological process: locomotion; post-embryonic development.